AUGAGCGACUGUAGCAGCACCUCCGGCAGCAGUUGGUCGGACUCGGAAAGCCAAUUUGACCUCCCGCCCAACGACAAGCCUGACGCGGCGCCGAUAUGCCCGACCUGCAGGGAGCCGUUUGGGCUUGCGCAGGUGCUCGGCGCGCAACUCUCCGGACGGAUGCCGUCACGAGAGACGGCGCUGGAAUUUCGAGAUAUGGCGGAGCGCGAUCCCCAACAUCGCUCAUUCUCACUCGUCUCAAACCGCGCCCGAACCGAAUUACUCGAGACCUUCAGAAUCCCCGGCCCUCUCAAUAUCACCUGUAUCGAGUAUAACGAAUGUCCGGUCCGAGGAACGUACCGUCGCCCAGGCCGCGGUGAAAAAGAGUCGGAGUUUGAUAUGAUGAGAAUGCUAGCCCGAUAUCGACAGCGACAGGGAUAUCGGUUGCAUUACGGCGUCUAUUGGGACCCGAGCGUAAGCACGCACGCAGGAUUCGCCUGGGAGACGUUCUAUAUGGCCAAUUCGUUCGGUUUCAGCUCACACAACCCCGAAAACAGCCUUGAUCGUUUCAGCCGACGAGCGUUUGGGUGGAUACAUCGGAUAAACGUGAAUACGCUCGUUGGCCACCGGGCUCAAGAAGCCUUUCGGAAUCUGUGUGAUCAGUUGGCGACGUUGCGGACGAGCGCCAGGGGUGACUACAAGGAGCUGAUGCUAUCCGACGAGUGCGUGCAGAAGUACCUAUGCCACUCGUUCGACUAUGGCCACAGAACCUCGCUUGCAAACGCCCCGGCGUUCGUUGAUCUGGUCCUGCUUCUUGCCGCAAAGCUCGUUUUCGCCGUAAAAGCCAAGAAAUGGAACCUCAGGCUAGGUUGGGGUCCGAAUGCCUUCCGCUACAAGUGGUCUUGCCCCUUUGAUCACACUGUGCCCGGGCACAGAUACCCGUUCUCACAGCUGAUCCGCACGGAAUGCACACAAGAAGAGAAGGAUGCGGCAAAAGCGAUAUUUGACCGGAAGUAUCAAGAAAUGGUAGAUGGCGUCAAACGCGAAAAGAACUUCCACCAAUCAUCCAUAGAAGAGGUUGAAGCCAUUGUCAAGGGAAAACGACCGAGACGACCUGAUCUGCUUUCAUUGAAGCGCAAGCGCGAGGCGACAAAAGAACAUGAGCUUUCCUUGAAGCGAAAGAGAGCGGCGGAGAGGCUAGAGGAGCGACCACGUCAACCAUUGAGACCGACGCCGAGCUCGCUGAUGCGGGGGCCACCAGACAGAGAGGGCAUGAGGAGGCAAGGUGGGCUACGUGCCAUUCCCCACACUGCAGAGGCCCGCAUGAGGCCCCAGAGAGCUCCUACAAGCCCUGGCCCUGAUUCGGACGAUGAUGAGCCAAAAAUGUCUCCUGAGCAGAUUGCAGAAUGGGAGAACAAGAUGAGGUUCAGCAACUUUCGGGAUGAUGGGGAGGGUCAGGGUGGGACCUAA
Messenger RNA from Mytilinidion resinicola, 1449 nucleotides. RefSeq lists its product as uncharacterized. The coding region runs from base 1 to 1449 and encodes 482 amino acids. The record is from RefSeq and is a predicted model, not a curated record. NCBI's taxonomy places the organism in Eukaryota, Fungi, Ascomycota, Dothideomycetes, Mytilinidiales, Mytilinidiaceae. The transcript is spliced from 3 exons.